AUGUUCUCUGAAUAUGCCUCCCGUUUCCUGGCUCAAUCACAGUCACGAUUAGGCAUCCAGCCCGACGAGACGAAUAGAAGGGGCUAUGGCUAUCUCAUGCCUCGUCCAGUAGCCUCUCGUUUCUCUUCGCAUUCCUUCUUACAUCAAGGGAACCCCGACCCUUAUCAACCGACUGCAUCCCAGGCUUCCAACUUCCAUUUUAGCUCUCGCAAAAUAAUACAACCAGCACCACUGUUUCACAGUGCAACCGAUGAUUUCAGAGAGGAGGAUGAUGAAGCUGAGCACGAGCGUGAAAUAGCAGAUUUCUAUGCCUUGCAGAAGUCGAGGCGGCAUUUUGGCAGCAGCGACUUGAGAGAAUCUUCGGAGGUCGAUGAAGAUGAUGACCAAAACUCCUCUUUAGGUGGAAAUGAUGCUCUACCUAAUAAUACAUCUGGCAAAUUUGCGGUUAACGAUGCUCGUUGGACCAGAAGAACAUCGGGGUAUGGGACGCGGAGUGUGGCUGUUUCGCCUCCGGCCAAGGCAAUUGGAAACAGAGACGGGGGCCAAAAGAAUAACCAGACCAAAGAGGAACUGAUCGAUAUACGGCUUGAGGAUACCUUGAAAUCCGUUGCUGAUACUCAUGAGACCGUCGAUUUUGAUGAUGAACCUCCCCCUUCGGUGCAACGAUUUCGAGAGCAGCCGCAAUCGGCCAAGGGUCGUUUCGGGAUAGAUACUUAUUUUACACCAACAGGAAACCAAAAUGGAAUACUAGUAGACGGCCAUCGACCCACAAGCCCAGCCGAACCGCACCAAACGUCAAUCACACCGACCAGUGUUGAAUCCCCCGCUCAAGAUCUAUUCUGGGGAAAUCUUUUCUUAAUAUCCUUGGCUUGUCUUUUUGCUACGUCUUUCCUCAUCUACCUCCAUACAUCUGCUCCUUCCGGAGACAAGUCAAGAUGGGGGGAUACGGUGUAUUUGACCAUCCACGGCUCGUUCAAACUUCUUGGGAGUUAUACCGUCGUUUCGGUGCUCGUAUCAUUGCUCUGGCUUGCCUUCUUACGUUCCUACGUUAGGCAACUGGUUUAUGUGGUUAUAUUCGCCGUUCCUGCUAUCCUAUAUUCAUUCUCACUCUAUCCAUUUGUCUCGAGUUUCAAAGGUGCGUGGGGCGGAACUAGCCUACAGGACAAGGUCAUGAGAUGUGGGUCUAUCGUUCCCUUCAUCAUGGCUAGCGUGUGGAUCUACAAUGUUGUUCGAGGCCGCCAUGUUAUAGGUAAGGCCGCUGGGAUUCUGGAGCUUGCAUGUCGGAUCCUCACUGCAAAUGCCGAACUUUUAAGCCUGGGGCUUGGUGUUCUUGUUCUCAUAGUCUCCUGGACUUGGGUGUGGAUCCUCAUGUUCACCAGAGUGUUUCUCGGUGGACAUUUGUCUGGUUCGAAGUCAUUUGUCGUCAACCUUAGCAGUUGGUGGCUGGCAAUAUAUUUUGUUGCUGUGUACAUAUGGUCACUGGGAGUCAUUGCCGGUAUGCAGCGUGCAGUGACCGCCGCAACAGUGAGCCAGUGGUAUUUCCAUCGCCUUGCGGCACCCGCCCCGGCUUCUCGACAAAUAGUCCAAGCAGCCCUCGGGCACACACUCUCGAAACUGUUUGGUACGAUUUGCUUUUCCAGACUGAUGACGCUAUUGAUCCGACUCCCCUUUUUGCUGCUUCCGAGACGCGUGAACUCAAUUCUGAGCUUAUUUGCGUUUUCACUUGUUCCCACCCCCAUUACCGCUCUCAUAGACCCUCUUGUCAUAACUUACGCCGCAAUCCAUUCUCAACCACUUACUGUGUCGGCUCGUGGUCUCACGCAAAUGACAAACAUAUCAGCUUCAUUGGCUACGUCGCCACUACAUCCCCAGUCUUUUGCUUGGUCUCGGGGAGGUGUUUCACCUCUGCUUGCUUAUCGACUUUCAAAACUCAUCCUUCACGCUGCACGUUUCAUGAUGUCCCUUGCACUUGGGUUUGGGGGCUGGGUGACUACUGCGCGAAGCCUUGCCGUGUCCGGAGCUGGCGGCGCAGGCCACAGUGGCAGUAUGUAUGCGUACGUGGUCGGGCUAAUUGCUGGAACAAUUGGCUGGAGCAUCCUUGGUGCUAUAGAGGGCGUGAUUGCAGAUAUUGUAGAUGCCCUGGUUAUCUGCUGGUGCAGUGAAGUCGGAACCUACAAUCGGGAAGCAAGGUAUUGUCGAGAAGCGGGUUGGCUAUUCGGCGCACAGUCCCCCGAGGAGAGACCUGGCUUUAAUCAAGCUGAGGCCUGA
Aspergillus campestris IBT 28561 is the source of this 2268-nucleotide messenger RNA. RefSeq lists its product as uncharacterized. Gene Ontology annotation, biological process: transmembrane transport. The record is from RefSeq and is a predicted model, not a curated record. The transcript has 2 exons. Gene Ontology annotation, molecular function: transmembrane transporter activity. The coding region runs from base 1 to 2268 and encodes 755 amino acids. NCBI's taxonomy places the organism in Eukaryota, Fungi, Ascomycota, Eurotiomycetes, Eurotiales, Aspergillaceae. Gene Ontology annotation, cellular component: plasma membrane.